CCCACCACCCCCAAGACGGACCCGCAGCCCAGCAAGCAGGACCUGAAGCGCGAGGGCCGCUCGCUGGGCGAGGGCGGCCGGCAGCCGCCGCACAUCGAUUUCCGCGACGUGGACAUCGGCGAGCUGAGCAGCGACGUGAUCUCCAACAUUGAGACCUUCGACGUCAACGAGUUCGACCAGUACCUGCCGCCCAACGGGCACCCCGGGCAGCCCGGCCAGGUCACCUACACGGGCAGCUACGGCAUCAGCGGCGCCGCGGGCACGCCGCCGGCCGCCGGCCACGUGUGGAUGUCGAAGCAGCAGGCGCUGAGCGCGGAGCAAGGCCCGCAGCAGCAGCAGCAGCAGCAAAGGACGCACAUCAAGACGGAGCAGCUGAGCCCCAGCCACUACAGCGAGCAGCAGCAGCACUCCCCGCAGCAGCAGCAGCAGCAGCAGCAGCAGCAGCAGCAGCAGCAGCUGGGCUACGGCUCCUUCAACCUGCAGCACUACAGCUCGUCCUACCCCAGCAUCAGCCGCGCUCAGUACGAGUACGGCGAGCACCAGGGCUCCUCGGGCUCCUACUACAGCCACGCCGGGCAGGGCAGCGGGCUCUACUCCACCUUCAGCUACAUGAGCCCCACGCAGCGCCCCAUGUACACGCCCAUCGCAGACACGGCAGGGGUGCCCUCCAUCCCCCAGACCCACAGCCCGCAGCACUGGGAGCAGCCCGUCUACACGCAGCUCACCCGGCCCUGAGCGCGGCGGGGGAGAAAAAGGCCGGCAAAAAAAAAAAAAAAUUAAAAAAAAAAAAAAGUUUUCAAAAAAAAAAAUAAUAAUAAUAAUAAAAAAAUCAACGGCGGCGACCCGGCAAAAAUGAAAAUUUUCGGAUGGGAAGAAUAACGGGAAGAGAGCGGAAGCAGCGAGAACGAGUGGCCUCGGACUGGUUCGGUGUUUGAAAUUGAAAUCGUGUAGUUGAAAUAAUGAUUAAAAACAGACUCACGUGGAAGCUGGCGGGGAGGAGAGAGCGCCUCGAGCCUUCUGCACUACAGCAUCCUCCAGCACCCGCUCCCAGCCCCAAAAUUUGGGACAGACUCGCCAAGGACUGGACUUGAACUCUGCUUCAGAGAUUUCCACCCAACCCGCCCAGCUGGCUCCUUCUCUGGACUUUUGUAAUGAUUUUUUUUUUGUUGUUGUUUUUAUAGCAGUAAUUAAAAGAAAGACAAAAAAAAAAAAUUUAAAAAAAAAAAAAAAAAGAAGAAAAAAAUGGGGGGUAAAAGAGAAAGCUCGGAGUCCUCUGUGAGGAAUAUUCUCUAUUUUAAAUAUUUUUAGUAUGUACUGUGUAUGAUUCGUUACCAAUUUGAGGGGAUUUAUACCUAUUUUUUAGAGAUUUUUUUUUUUUGGAAAUGCUCUUAUUUUUCCAACAGCUAAAAAAAAAAAAUGACACUUAGUGGAGCAGCCCUAGGUUUUCUUGCAGAGGUAUUUUUGUAUAGAGAAGUGUCUUUUUUUUGCUCUAAAAAUGAAACUAAACCAGCGUGCUCUGCCCUGGGAACCCAGCACUGGGGCAGGGACCAGCAUGGGAGAGGCUUUAUUUUUCUAACUCGUAGCAAAACCAGCCAGGAGGAGAACUUCACUUUAUUUUUAAAUAACCUCGAGCCUUAAAAGAAAAACAAAAAAGAGGAGGGGAAAAAAAUAAAAAAUAAAAACCCCCACAAAAAAGAAAUCAGUGCGUGGAGCAGCCCCGAAGCGCUGCAGAGAAGCCUUAAAGCAGCCCCGUGAUAAUCACGGGCUGGGGGCUGAGCCCGACCCCUCCGGGCCCCCCCUGCCCACUCCAGGGUGCCAAACCCAGCCAGGGAGACCUCUGAGACCCUUUAAAUUAUUUAUUUGGGGAGAAGAGCAGCUUUGAAUCACGAUUUUCCUUGGGUUUUGUUGUUUGGAUCUCCCCCGUGAGUCCUUUGGGAAGCGUUGCGUUAGUUGGGAGCGUUGUUUGGGGAGGGGGUGACCGUGCCUGUUAAAUUAUGGUCUGAAACUGUAACCAGUCCUUUAUUUAUCUCUUUAAUUCCUUUUGGUUGUUGUUAUUAUUAUUAUUAUUAUUCUUUUUGGAAUCUGUGUCCUGGGUUUGUACAAACUUUGCGCUCUUCCUUUUUUUAUUUUUGGUUUUUUUUGAGGUUUUAUUUUAUUUUAUUUUUUUUUUUUUUGUCUCUUGCCUCGGAGGAGAAACUGGAAGAAGGAAGAAAAAAAAAAUAAAAAAAAAUGAGAUUUGUACAAACUAAAGAUUGCAAAUGUAGCGGAUCACUGAAUCAUUUGCCUUGUUUCCUGCCUCAGCUCUCUGGGACACACGAGCUCGUGCAAGGACGAGCCCCACACCCCAGCCCUGCUGCAGGGGUGGCACCGUUUUAGCCUUCAACCCCCCCAAAAAAACUGCCUGGGAGAGGUGGGGGGGACACUGAUUUUGGUGAAGCUGUGGCUGAACAGUUAAGGAUUGCUUUUUAAAAAAGACAGCAGACUUUUUUUAUUUAAAAAAAAAAAAUAAUGAUAUAUUUGUUAACUUUUUUUUUUUUUUAGGGAUUCAGUAGGAGAAAAAAAAAAUCUUAAAGCACUCUUAUAAUAUGGCAUCUUUCUAUUUCUGUAUAAAAGCAGAUCUUUUUAAAGUAUUUCUGUAACUUAAAAGACCUGUCCUUUAAAUCAUAUUUUGUCUUUAGGUAAGUUUGGUUUGGUUUUGGUUGCAAGAUCCUUCUCUUUGUGAAACUUACCUUUUUUUUUUGUUUUGUUUUGGUUGUUUGUUUUUUUUUUGUAUAUUAUUGUUUGCAAUAAAUAUACAUUGUAUUAAAAGUUC
Molecule: messenger RNA, 2812 nt
Organism: Cyanistes caeruleus (blue tit)
Lineage: Eukaryota; Metazoa; Chordata; Aves; Passeriformes; Paridae
Source: RefSeq, a predicted model, not a curated record